UAUAAAUAAUUUAUAUACAACUUUUAUAUACCUUACUUGUGUAUGUAUUUUGCAAAAUAAGCGCAAGCUGCGCAAGUUUUCAUGCGCAAUGAAAACCUAAAUCUGCUGGUCGAUUGCGGUGUUCCAUUUAGUUUUUCAGCUGAUCACGCUUUCUACGGGCGCUUCGCAGACGACGCGUGUGUCAUGUACGAGACUGUCGCAGCGUAGUAAGACGAGUGCCGUGUCUUGUGUAGUUGCUAGCUAGUGGCAGUGAAAAUGUUUUCAGGACUUACAAACCAGGUCAGUUCUUGGAUGGGGGCGGCGAAGGGCGAGCCCCAGGAUGAAGAAGUACCUACUCCAACCAAAGAAGCUAUAGCGGAAGCAGCGGCGGAGGGCGAAAGACAAAGUCCAACCAAGGCGGGUGGCAAAUUGGACCUCAUCACCAAUGUCAAAUCACAAAUGACCGGAUGGCUAGGCUCGGGAAUACCUAUACCAGGUCUCAGAAAAAACGAAGUUCCACCAACUGAUGCCACAGAGCCUGUACCAGUUGAACCAGCUGAGCCAGCCGAACCUAAGCCUGAGGGGAAGGACGAUGAUGAUAAUUCUAGGUAUAAUAGUGCGACCGGAGGCGCUGACAGCAGACCCGGUUCCACUGGCGGGACUCCCACAGAAGAACAACCAGCUGGAGUUGGAAACGGUCCACAGAGUAGAAAGUUUUUCGCUGUAGACGCCAUCGAAGUGCCAGAUAUGCAGGAGUUGACUACAAAAGCGGUGGCUGGCGCCAAGUCGCUUGGCAACUUCUUGUAUUCGGCGGUGAACAAGGCUGGUGCGAAGGUCAGCGAAGCGAGUGCUAAGAUCAAGAAGACCGUUGAAGAAAACAGUAUUCUCGGAGAGUUCAACCGUGAGCAGGACGCCUUCAUCAAGGGCCAGGCCGGCGGUGGAGGUGCGGCAGUGGCGCCCUGGGUCGGGGCUCCCAACGAAGCUGCGCUCAAAGAGGAAUGCCUGUCCUUAUCCACUGACCGAAGGAAUUUCGUCCGAGCUCCGCCAGCGGGCGUAGAGUUCGACUUCGACUACGACAAGAUGUACCCAGUCGCACUCGCCAUUAUGAAUGAAGACAACAACCUUGAGAAGAUGCGCUUCGAUCUCGUGCCUAAAGUAAUCACGGAGGAGAACUUCUGGCGGAACUACUUCUACCGCGUGUCGCUCAUCUGCCAGGCCAACGAGGCCGACGCGGCCGGCGCGCGCCCAUCCACCACCGAUGACUCGCAGGAUGUAAAAUCAGCGAGCGACAAGCUAAUUAUCAAAGAGAAAGCAUCUCAAGACUCGAUAGAUGACGCGAAGAAAAGAAUUAAAUCGCUUAAAGUCGAUAGAGACAAUGAUGAUGAACAAUGGGAGAAAGAGUUGGAGGCGGAACUCAAAGAAUACGAGGUGGUAGCGGAAAAAUCCAGCGAUGAUAAAUGGGAGAAGGAGUGUGAAGAUCUACUUGGUGACGAUGUGGAUCUCAAGUAAAUAUAAUAAACAUUGAUUUUUGAUUAAAACUCGUGAAAUCUUUAAUAGCUUCUUUUUAUAAAUAUUUCAUUAUAGCUGUCAAUUAUUAAGUUUGUAAAUAUGUUUAUCUUAUUAGUUUUAAUUUAACAAAUAGUGUGGCUGUUGAUUUCUUUAGUAAUAAAUAAUAAUAAUCUUUAUUUUAAAAGCUAUGUAAAACUUAUGAUGUACAUUAUUAUGCUUAUAACAUUUCAGAAUGGUGUAAAAACAUAAAUUUGAAAUUUUACGGCGUUUAUAUGGUAGUAUUAAUCUUUCUAGUAUCAAAGUUAAAGUUAUUCAAGCUUGUACAAAUAAUCAUAUACGCAAAAGUAAACUGAAGUCCCUAGAGUAUUUUAAAGAUCCUAUUGCGUCUGCUAAAAAUGUAAAGGUGAUACCAGACGGGUUAAGUUUUAUUCAUUUUUGCCUUUCAUUGGCAUCCUUCACUCAGAAAGAAACGUUUGAACUCAAAAUGUAUCAUAAGUGACGAAUGCAUUCAUUAGGUAAUGAACCGAUUCAACGAUAAGUAUAGGUUGUUACGGCUAUACUCACGUAUUUAGUCGAUGUUAGCCCGACUAGUUUCGAACCCAUCCGGUGUCCUUUUUCAUAGGGACUCAUCUCGCUGCGUGGUUGAGACCCCUAUGAAAAAAGGACCUCAUCCACAAAAACCACCCUAUUUUACAUCGACUAAAUACUUGACUAUAGCUAAAUAACCUAUAAUUAUAAUGGAAAUCACUCACGAUAAAUUAAUCGAUUAACUGCCAGGCCGAUUAUAAUAAAAGAGUCGUUAAGUUUGUUUUUAUAAAUGUGAUUUAUGUAUGGUGCAAUAUGAACCUUGGUGUGAAGGAAACUUAAAUGUACGUACCUAGAUUAUUUAUCGUUAUCUUAGGCUCAAGGCAUAUUGCGGCAGAGAAUUCUGACGCGUCUUUUCUAAAAUAUCACAAAGUAUGCUGAACUUUAUCCCUGCAUGUACAUUCUUCUUCUCGAGAUUGGCAGCUGUGCAGGACUCUUGUUGACCCUAUCACGUUUGUACGGGAGCGGUGUCUUUGUGCUCGACCGUAGCAAAUAGGGAAAUUUCCCACCGAGCGGUGUUGUGCUCGGAGCGCCAGCUGGGUCGACGGUUUUAUCUUAAAACUUAUAUGUACUGCAGAUUUCAGAUAACUCUGUUAGUGUGAUUCAGAUUUGCGUGUAACUCUACUUUGACAUGUACCCGUGCUGCCAUCUAGUGCGAGCGUCGUGAGUAGUCAGGCUUGGGUUCGUGUUCCAAAGUAGUUGUGUUGUGGCCGAGGUGUAUUUAGGUAGCGAAAUAAAAUUUGGUUUACUUUGUAUUUAGAAAAGUGUCGCUUUUUUCGUCUCCGCCGCAAUGUGCCUUUAGCCUUAAUAUUAUUAAUACUUUAUUUUAUUGUAAACAUUCCUAAAAUAAUGUGUAACUACGUAAAUAAAGCAUUUCUAAAGUU
Molecule: messenger RNA, 2957 nt
Organism: Maniola jurtina (meadow brown)
Lineage: Eukaryota; Metazoa; Arthropoda; Insecta; Lepidoptera; Nymphalidae
Gene: Sap47
Product: synapse-associated protein of 47 kDa
Exons: 11
Coding region: 256-1488 (410 amino acids)
Cellular component (GO): synapse; cytoplasm
Source: RefSeq, a predicted model, not a curated record